AUGUCCGAUCCUGACUUCGUGAAGCUCGAGCUUCGAACAGCUUAUGGGCCCGUGUACCGUGAUGUGUCCACCAAGGCACCUCGGGAAGCUCACGCAGACGAGAUACCUGUGAUUGAUAUCAGCCCCAUUGAUGGUGAUGCCGAUGCUCGAAAGGCGCUGGCGGAACAGAUAAAGCACGCUGCCAUGAAUACCGGCUUCUUUUAUGUCAAGAACCAUGGCGUCCCCGAAGCUGCCAUUCGAGGUGCUCUCGAGGCGUCCAAAACCUUCUUCGCUCAACCAAUUGAUAAGAAGCAACUCGUGUCCAAGAACCUUGGAAAGUGGUACAACGGAUACUCCGGCAACAUGACAAGCAAAGCCAGUCCGACGGAGGGCUGGGAUAUACGUGAGUCGUUCUCCUGGCGCUAUGAGCCCCAAUACGAUCCGGACCCAAAAGAUCCCAAGGAUGUUCCAGCCGAGGUCUGGCCAUAUAUCAGAGGGGAGAAUUAUGUCUGGGAUGGCACCGAUCAUUUACCCGAUUUCAAGCAGGGUUGUAUCACUUAUUGGCAGGAGUGCUUGAAGCUUGCUCGGAAGCUCGUCCGCAUCUUCGCACUAUGCCUGGACCUUCCUGAAGAAUAUUUCGACAGCCUGACUCAGUACCCUGGAGCGGAUGGCGUCUUCAACUACUACCCAGCCAUGCCAGAGGGUGAGGAAGAGACCAGGAAGGACAUUGGUCUCGGGUCGCACACUGACCUGCAGUGCUUCACUCUACUCUGGCAAGACAUGAACGGUGGACUGCAAGUCCUCAAUAAUGAGGGUGAGUGGAUCAAGGCCACGCCUGUUGAAGGGACCUUUGUCGUCAAUAUCGCCGACUACCUUCAGCGUCUUUCCAACGACAAGCUGAAGAGCACCGUUCACAGAGUGUACAACCGUGCGACUGUUGAUCGAUACUCGAUGCCAUUCUUCUAUGGCUUCCAGUUCGAUCAGAAGUGCGGCGUGCUUCCGACCUGUACCGGACCCGACAACCCGCCUAAGUACGAACCUAUCUCUUGCGGAGACUGGUGUCAGCUUCGGUUCCAGCAAGUCGAUCAAGAGUCCAAGAUGACAGCUUACUAA
This is a messenger RNA of Cyphellophora europaea CBS 101466, 1092 nucleotides long. RefSeq lists its product as uncharacterized. Bases 1 to 1092 code for a protein of 363 amino acids. Lineage: Eukaryota; Fungi; Ascomycota; Eurotiomycetes; Chaetothyriales; Cyphellophoraceae. The transcript has a single exon. The record is from RefSeq and is a predicted model, not a curated record.